CACUAUUGACCCACCUGCUCUUCUUCCAGCAGCCCAGACCACAUGGAAGUCUGGCUUGGCCUACAAGUCCCUGAGACUCCUCCUAAGGAGAAGCAACAGGUCAUUGCUGCUGCCAAGCUGGUCCCUCAUAAGCAGUUCAACAACUACACACUGGACUAUGACAUCAUGCUCAUCAAGCUUGCACAACCAGCUGUCCUGGGUGAGCUAGUGCAGCCCAUCAGUUUGCCCAGCCAAUGUGCCAUAGCUGGGACCCAGUGCCUGGCUUCAGAAUGGAUCAGCAGCAACUGCAGCUGCUCAGGAUCAACAUAUUUUGGGCUUACAGCUGAUGGAACAGACAACCUUCUGCAGUGCUCCUACCUUCCAGUCACAUCUGAUGCCACUUGCAACAAUGUCUACCCAGGACGGUUCACUGACAGGAUGCUUGGUGCUGCACAGCUGGACAGCAGCCAAGAUGCCUGCAAGGGAGAUGUGGGCAGCCCCCUGGUGUGUGAAGAAGCCCUCCAAGGACUGCUGUCCUGGAAGAAAAGCUGCAGUGAAGAGAAUCGGCUGGGGCUGUACACCAAGGUCUGCAUCUUUGAAGACUGGAUCCACUACACAAUUGCCAACAACUGAAGAGCAAUAAAGCCAGAUUGAGCUCUGA
Molecule: messenger RNA, 640 nt
Organism: Podarcis muralis (Common wall lizard)
Lineage: Eukaryota; Metazoa; Chordata; Lepidosauria; Squamata; Lacertidae
Source: RefSeq, a predicted model, not a curated record